AUGUGUGCCUAUAAUGUGGCGCCGUACCUGGAAGAAACCAUUCACUCUAUCCUUAACCAGACUUACAGGAAUAUCGAGUUUAUCAUGGUUGAUGAUUGCUCUACGGAUGAUACCCUGGCGAUCAUGCAGCAAUAUGCUGCUUUGGAUAACCGUAUCAAAGUACUACGCAAUGCGGAAAAUAUGGGCAUGAGCAGAAGCCGGAACGUCUGUUUGGCUCAUUCGUCCGGCAAAUACAUUGCCAUACAGGACGCCGACGAUAUAUCAUUACCCCAUCGUCUUGAAACGCAGGUAAACUAUCUGGAGCAGCCCGGGCAUGAACAGGUUGGUUAUUGUGGUGCAUGGCUGGAACAUUUCGGUACGGAAACGGCGAUUAGCAAAUAUCCCGAUCUAUACCUGAAGGAAAUGCAAUUGAGUAAUUGCAUGUUCGGGCAUCCUUCCACGAUGUUCCGGAUGGCGUUAAUUGACAAAUACAAACUCUUCUUUGACGAAAAACAUGGCCCUGCCAACGAUUAUGGCAUCCAGACGGCACUGGUUCCUUAUACCGACUUUCAUAAUGUACAGGAAGUACUGGUGCGGUAUCGCCAGCAUGCCACCAACGCCAGGACUUGCCGUGAAAGAACUAUUAAUCACUCCUGCAAAAUGGAAGAAGUGAUACGUAUCUCCGCCUCCGUAGUGAAACUGAAAGAUAAAGCCGCCGAACAGAUUGCAAAAGUAACGCAAUCCAAUCAGAAAAUGCUUCUGCGUGGUCCGGAUAGUGAACAAGGUAUAUUUGACCCAACAGCAACGGAGGCGCUGAAAAAGCAGCUGAAGAGCAAUAAUCCGGAAGAUAGCCAUGCCACUAUAUGGGCAUUGAUUGUCUUCCAAUACUGGUGGAAAAAAUAUUUAGCUUAA
Messenger RNA from Ostertagia ostertagi, 891 nucleotides. Lineage: Eukaryota; Metazoa; Nematoda; Chromadorea; Rhabditida; Trichostrongylidae. The record is from the annotation of a GenBank genome assembly.